AUGGCUCUGUAUGGUGUGUAUGCAAAUAUCCGGUUCGCCGGAAGCGAUCCUGAGAAGUACUGGUCACUUUGCCAAAACCCACUCACCAUCGUGUCCAUCUAUGCGGGCGCCCAUGUAUACUGUAACCCGGACGACAUCCAGCCCGGAAAGGGUCUUCUUGCCAAGUACUGCCACGACUACGGCGAGUCCGAGCUACUGCCGGAGUCAGACUUCGCCGCAAACCUCACGCGGGAGUCCAUCAACAGACUGCCAGUGAUUAAGCAGGACGAAGUUACUCCGACGGAUAACUUCACUACCCCUCUGUUGAUCGACCGAGCCUGGUUUGACCUUAGCUACCGAACAGUGAAAACUUGGGACUUUGAAAUGAAAACACAUACAGACUAUGGAUGGGCCAUGUACGGAUUCUGGGGCACCGUGCUUCUCGUUGGCAUGUUCCAAAACCUUUUCCACCACUUGACCAACGGGAGAUCUGUGACAACACAACCUGACGUUGAGGACGGCGGGUCUCAAGAACGUACCAAUAUCAACAAGACAAAGAACCCUAUUGAAUCCGCCUAUGAUUGGACACGCACACAUUUCACCAUGCCUGGGAUGAUACCUGACCGGCACAAACAGCUAACCUGGGGAUGCACAUUUCCGACAAGAGCGGAUGCCUUCGUGAUCGGAUCAUUCUGGCUUGUCAGUUUACUUCUAUGUUGCGUGAACUACGACGCCUUCCAAGGGAACCUAUACUGGGCCGACACUGCCAGCCAAGUCUGGCGCUACGUUGCCGACCGAACAGGCAUCAUUGCGUACGCCAAUCUGCCCUUCAUCUGGGUAUUCGGCGUUCGAAACAACAUCUUCCUCUGGGCGACGGGAUGGCAGUUUUCCAGAUUCAAUCUCUACCAUCGGCACAUUGCGCGAGUUGCCACCCUUCAAGCUAUCAUUCACUCCAUUGGCUACACCGUCUUUUAUUUCCUCACUGAUCCAACCGGUCUGUUCUAUCACACUUCAAUUUUCGAUGGAGAAUAUGAUGCGUAUCUCUGGCCGCUCGUGGCCAUCUGGGGUUUUGACCGGCUCCUGCGAAUCAUUCGCCUCAUCUACUGCAAUGUCCAUGUCACGAUGAAGAAAUGCAAAGGAGUGAGCUUCUCUGAGGCGAUAGCGACAUAUGAUACAAGCGGCAACAUGAUCCGAGUUGAGGUCAGCCUCGAGAAUAGCCAUCUCGUGCCUGCACCUGGCCAGCACUAUUACCUGUAUCAACUCGGGAACUGGAGGCUCUAUGAGAAUCACCCCUUCACUCUGGCGUAUUGGGGAGACGCACCUACACCUGCUACACCCGUUUGCGGGAGCCGCAAUGAAGAAGGCAGUAGUAGUCCUACAGGCUCGGCUAGCCACAGCAACUCUCUACGUGGCUCCGACACGCAAGGUGUUGUUGGUGAUUCGCGUGGCGCUAAGCUGGUCUUCUUCGUCCGGCCAUGUGAUGGGUGGACGAGACGGCUGCGCGACGAGUGUGUUCGUUCCCCCGAUAAUACGACAACACCCAAGAUUCUUGUCGAGGGCCCGUACGGAACGCAAGAGAAGCUCUGGGUGUAUGGUCGUGUCCUACUGAUUGCAGGUGGGUCCGGCAUCGCGGCAAUCCUACCUUACCUACUCGACCAUGUGCAGCGGAGGGCGGUACCCGACGCUAAGUGCCGAACGCAACGUAUCAGUGUUGUGUGGGCGGACCGAAGCGAGACCUAUAUGCGCACCGUUGCUGCCGAGGAAUUGGCCAUCGUUGCUAGCCGCUCGGAUACCGAUGUCAAUUUGUAUGUGACGAGAGGGAAGGCCAAGGUAGUCGGCAGCUCUGAUGAGAAGGAGGUGGGUGGAGCCGGUCAGAAGUCAUCUUCUGCGAGCGAAAGUGGCGUCGAUGAGGAACAAUCUGCUGUGAUGUAUGGCAGGCCUGAUUUGCAGUCUAUUAUUGCCAAGGUCGCACAAGAGACGAAUGAGGAGCGUCUUAGUGCUGCUGUUCUGGUGUGUGGGCCGCCUGUGAUGGCGGACAAAGUUCGCGCAUCGAUAGUCGAGGCGAGGAGGGAGUAUAAUUCUUCUAUUGACUACUUUGAAGAAUCAUUUGGUUGGUAG
This is a messenger RNA of Scedosporium apiospermum, 2097 nucleotides long. RefSeq lists its product as uncharacterized. Gene Ontology annotation, cellular component: plasma membrane. The coding region runs from base 1 to 2097 and encodes 698 amino acids. Gene Ontology annotation, biological process: iron ion transport; intracellular iron ion homeostasis; copper ion import. The transcript is spliced from 6 exons. NCBI's taxonomy places the organism in Eukaryota, Fungi, Ascomycota, Sordariomycetes, Microascales, Microascaceae. The record is from RefSeq and is a predicted model, not a curated record. Gene Ontology annotation, molecular function: ferric-chelate reductase activity.